Messenger RNA from Xyrauchen texanus (razorback sucker), 1642 nucleotides. RefSeq names its product tuftelin-like. Gene Ontology annotation, biological process: intracellular signal transduction. Lineage: Eukaryota; Metazoa; Chordata; Actinopteri; Cypriniformes; Catostomidae. Gene Ontology annotation, cellular component: intracellular anatomical structure. The record is from RefSeq and is a predicted model, not a curated record. The coding region runs from base 135 to 1277 and encodes 380 amino acids. The transcript is spliced from 12 exons.
AGAGUUCAACUACACAGAAGAACGACGAGUGCUCGCGCAUACGAAGAGCUUGAUGAAGGAUAUUUAACUUCAACAACAACUAUAAUAUUUACAUUUGAUUAUUGACGUCAUUUUUUUAAAACUAUUUCGUUAAAAUGAGUCGAAUGGGGAGUAUGUGCACAUUUGAUGAAAUCAGAUUGGAUGACAGAGUGAACGAGUGCAGAAGACUCAGACUCACUCUACACGACCAGAACCAACAGCAGCCCAGCACAGAAAAGCCAAUUGGCAGAGCUUUUGCAUUGGUGCAGCCAACCAGUGAAAGGCAGCCACUGACGACAGAGUUGACCAAGCCAUCUGAGGAGCCCAUUGAGGUCAUCAAGGUAUAUUUGGACGAGCGUAAACAGGCACAAGCCAGACACCAACAAAGUCUAAAGAUGCUCUCAGAGGAAGUUUCACAAAUACAGGAGGUAAGAUAUUGUCUGAAGAACCUCAGGGAACAGAUGGCAGCUAAUGGUCACAGAACAGAACACAAGCUGGUGUUAGCUGGUACUGGUCCCAGAAAAGUAAACGGUACUCGUUCAGCACUCAACGGUUUAGAGAAACAGGAUAGUGUGGAUGAGCAUGAGAGAGAGAAGAUGAGGGAGGCCAGUAAGCGUCUGUAUGCUCAGCUGCAGGAGUCAGAGAAGAGGCACCAGGAAGAGAGAGAAAAUCUGCUGGAAGAGGCUAACCAGUACAAGAAGCAGUUAUCUGAGCAGAAUAACUAUCUUAAGAGGGUUCAGCAGAGCAAAGAGCAGCAGGAUCAGCAGAUCCAAGACCUCCAACGUCUCAUGAGUGGGAUGGAGCAAGAGAGCACCACCCUCAGAGACCAUCUCAUGACCAAAGAAGCAGAACUCCUGCAGAUGCGGGAACUGAAUGAGGAGGGGCAAGCAGGGAGGCAGAGAUUGGAAGAGCUGGAAAAGGAAAAUGCUAUUUUGAGAGAGAAGAUUCAUCACUUGGAUGACAUGCUCAAGAGUCAACAGAGAAAACUACGGCAAAUGAUUGAACAGCUUCAAAACUCGCGCAUGGUGAUUCAGGAGAGAGACAGAGUCAUCAGAGAGCUGGAGGAGAAUGUGGCCAUGCUGGAAGCAGAGAACAAACAAAUGCGUGAUCAGAUGGAUUACUACUUGGGGAGUCAAAGGUCAAAUUCAUACUUGCCAUCAGAUGGCAAUGCACAGAUUGUCUACAGCAAGCCUCUGAGGCCAUCCACCCAUACCCACAAGAGUCUGCCCUUCAUCAAGGUCAUUGAGAUUAAAUCGUGAAUGUUACCACAGCAACAUUACAGCACUGCUAUGACAACAGCAACAUCCUCCAAUACACAGUGCACCAUCGUAAAGCAAAAUAAAUGACCACACACCAUCAUAGGCCUUCACCAAAGGACAUUCUGUUUGCUUUAACAUCAGUUGUAUUGUCUAAAGACCUGUUUUUACAAGAGUACAUUUAACAGUGCAGACAUUGCAGUAAAAUGUACUGUUCUGUUACCUUACAUUAUUAUUAAUACUGUUACUAUUACAUUUACCGGAACAUUGAAGUACAAGUUUAUGUUUGGCAGAACAAGGGCUGAAAAUAUCCAUAAAUAUGAAGAUACGUAAAGAAAAUAAAAAUGAAGAACUCAUGUUCUCAUUAU